This is a messenger RNA of Closterium sp. NIES-65, 2064 nucleotides long. The record is from the annotation of a GenBank genome assembly. Lineage: Eukaryota; Viridiplantae; Streptophyta; Zygnematophyceae; Desmidiales; Closteriaceae.
AUGAAGGAUAACCGCGUCGUGUCUCACCGCGAUGUGCUCAACGCGGUCGCCUGCUUUCCCCGGCUGACCCAUCUGCAUCUCUCGGAUUUCAGCGUUGAGACGUCGGAUGACGCGUUUCUAGCUGAUCUCGCCCUUUCGUGCCCUGGGUUGAGAGCGCUGCACGUGGGGUGGGAGUACGAGGGACAGCAUGGAAGGAAUGGCCGCGUGAUAACAGAAUCAGGAUUGGACUUUUUCUUCCGUCACUGCUCUCAACUGGAGCAGCUGUCGCUGUGCUGUCUCAAGGAAGAUCUGAACCCACUAGCUUCGUUUUUCCAGCUUCAGCAUCUGCGCACCCUCGUCUUGUCCACCGCCUUCAUCUUAAAGUCUCCAGAUCUCAGCUCUCUUUCGUCUCUCACAGCAGUCUCCAUGGAAACCCCCGACAUUCAUUACAACCAGCUCUCCACCCUUCUUCAACUCACCAACCUCACGCGCCUCUCCUUGCCUGACGAGAUCAACGUGAUUUCAGCAGAUCCGCCCACCUUCUCGCUCGCACAGCUUCCUCUCCACUCGCUCAAGUUCGGACCGUGUGAUGCGCACUUUAGCGUUUUUUUCCGUCCUGGAUCGCCGUACAGGUUCCUGAAACGCCUGCAGCUUAGCUAUUGCUUCAACCAGGAGCGGCUUCCAGACAAUAUCGGACAGGUGCUUCCGCGCCUCCAAGGGCUCAGCAUCAACAAGUGCGGAGCCUUGAGCGAUCUGACUGGCGAGAUCACGUCGCUCACCUGCCUGGAGAGCCUGACUGUAUGCCACUGCAGAGUGUACGAUCUGCCGGAAGACUUUGGCCAUCUUCCCGCCUUGAAAACCUUGGUGCUGAGCCGGCUGCUGCUCCGCACUCUCCCGGCCUCCUUCACCAGACUCGCAUCUCUUGAGACGUUUUUUCUGGAUUGGUGCGAAGACAUGGAGGAGCUUCCUGCAGGGUUUGGUCGCCCCACAGCCCUCCGGUCUCUGAGCCUUGCAGGGUCGUCCAUCUUGCAGCUUCCAGAAGACUUGGGCGGCCUGACCAACCUCCACACCUUCCAUUUUGAGAAGAACAGCCUAGGGCAGCUGCUGUCGUCAUUAGCGCAGCUGGCUUCGCUGACCAGGCUGGAGCUAAAAGGGUGCAAAAAUGAGCUUCCAGACGGCAUGGGGGAGAUGACAAACCUGCAGGAGCUCUACAUUCAUCACUGCUAUUCUCGUGAGCUUCCAGAGGGUAUGGGGGAGAUGACAAACCUGCAGGAGCUUUACAUUCAUUCCUGCUCUUAUCUUAAGAAGCUUACGGAAGCUGUGACGUCGCUUGGCAGCCUUCGAGUGCUGAGGAUCACAGAGUGUGAAAAUCUCGUAUCGGUUCCCAGGAGGUUGGAUGGGCUAACCAGCCUGACGCAGUUGGAGGAGAUGGGGUCCAUGCCAGAUGUUUCAAGCCUUACAGGGCUCAGGGAGCUGUGCUUGUACACGGUGGACGCAGCCUGUAUUGAGGCCAUCGUCGAGCAUCUCUCGAAUGUGCAGCAUCUGGAGCUGGAGCUCACAGCGGGUGCGGAGGAGUCUCUGUCCGCGCUGACCAGGCUUCCUCGCCUCCGCACCUUGACACUCCAAGGGGCGCGCAGUGUGAACACGCUGGUGGAGUGUGAGGGCUCGGGUUUGCAGGAGCUACGGGAGCUGACCAUCUCCAGCAUGAGGGGUGUUGGACUCACAGAGCUGCCUGCUACCAUCACCACUCUCCACCACCUCACAUCCAUUAAGAUCAACGCAGAACACUUGUCAUCUCUUCCGUACUUCUUUGGGGCAUUCUCAAGGCUGCGUGAGCUGGACCUAUCCCACUGGUCAUCCCUCGUGCAUCUCCCUGCGUCCCUCACACAGCUCUCCUGCCUGCAUGAGCUGAACGUCAGCCACACCAGCAUCCGGCUGCUUCCGCCUGGCUUUGCUCAGCUCAGCAGGCUGAGGAGGCUUGGUGUCCGUGGAUGCGAGCAGCUGAAGGCUCUGCCGAAUGACAUAUCUGAUCUAAGAAUGCUCGAGCGCAUUGAUACUACAGGGUGUGACAUGCUCCGGCGCUGA